GAGAAAUUCACUUACACCGUAAGCAUUUCUAGGGGUUUUCACACAUAAAUAGCAAAAAGGCAGUAUAAAUUCUUCUAUUGGAGUAGUUCACUAAUCAAUCUGCCAUACAAUCUGUGGAAUUGCCUCAAAAACUCCAGCAAAAUGCCAACUCUUCAUGAAACUCUGAUUCCGUCUUUGUACUGGAACACGCGCUCACUACAUCAUAGUCGUAUUUUCAUGCUCAUAGUGUUUCUGCACGUGAGCGUGGCGAUGGCCCUUGGGAAAGAAGGUGGGCUUACUACUUUCUACGAUAAGAUCACAGAACCUCCAUGUUAUAUUGUUAAACAAGACUCAACGUCCUGGAUAAUUUUUGUUAUUAUAUUUGUAUUGACCACCGGUAUCACGUUGACUGUUUGUUUAAUCGCUUUUUAUACCAGGACCGAACUCAAACGCAAGAGACGCCGCAUGAUGAGACGUCAGAGAAGAAGACAUAGGGCUAAUCGUAUACGUAAUGGUGAGCAUAUUUACAAAAGAAGGCAAUUCAACCACACCACCCCCACUCAACCUCCGGAAAAUAAUGACCCUUUAUGUAGUGAUGACUCCAUCUACGAAGAUGCGAAUGGCACCUUGACGGAACACUCUACUCGUGUAAUAAUGAGACCCCAGCCGGUAAUGGUACCAUCUCCACAAGGCAUUUCACUGGAAGAAUAUCGGAAAAAAUGUAAACAAGGUGAAGACGAUGUGAAGUGGGAAGAGGAAGCUAAUCCCCUUGCUAACCAUACUUUUUGAAGUUUAAAUUGACAAGACGAAGAUGUCUUUCAUGUACACAACGGAAUGUUUUAACCGUGACUGAUUUUAUAUAUUUUGUUUAGGGCAAUCAUAUUUCACCUUCUAUGUAAAAAAUCAUAAAAUAAUGGUAUUAUUUCUAGUUUAUCUGAAUACUAUUUUGCUAAAUUGUUUUUUAUUUUGUGGUAUCACCACAAGAUAGAAUAUAUAUUUAUUUUUUCGAUAUUACUGAUUCUAUUUUUAUUUCCAAGUUGUGAACUACAUAUUACACGUUAUACAAGUAUCAUAAAUAGAUGUACCUAAAUAUUGUAUUUGACAAUUUAAGAAUGUUCAGUUUUAUUACUUUCAUAUUUGUUGAAUACUACAUAAUGAAGUUGUUUACAUUGAGAUUUAUAAAGCACUAAAUUAUUUCAUUCCUUUUAAUAGAUUCAUAUUGGAAUGUCAAAAUGAUAUGGGGAAACCUUCUAAUUAAUGAUAUGUAGUCUAAGUAUUGAAAUUAACUUUAUUUUGAUAUGUCAAAAUUACGUUGCUUUUUCACCAUGGAUGUGUUUAUCUAAAUUAUCUGAUUGGGUUCGCUAUUAUUAGAUCAUGCUUGUUUAAUUCUCAAUUGAAACCCUAUGCUGAAGAAGUAUCCCUUUAUUCACUCUCCUCAAGAUCUGGGCAGCGCAACAUCGCACUAUUGAUUGAUGAGGUCUUCUUUAUCCACUCAUUAUUGGCAUACCUUAUUUAGAAACCGGAGAUAGCUUCAUAAAGUAGAAUGUCGAACAAAGGGCGAAAAUCCGAAUUUACCGCAUGGUGAUCGCAACCGUUGGUUUGUGGAUUUGCUCUCCGCGUGGCGGCGCGUCCUUUUCUGCUGUAAAGAAUACCAGAAAUCUAAACGAGGGGUAUUAGCGCGAAAAAUGGCCUUUCGCUUUUCUUUGGAGUCCCAGCGCGGAUGGCCGACAUUGUUGUUUUCCCAUGGAUUCGGUGGCCAGCGUGCGGUGCGACGGCCCCCUAAGUAAAGAUGUGUGGGGCAAAGUUGGCAUUCGAAAAACGGUGGGUAUUCUCAUUCGAAUCCACGCUGCUUUACCUGGUCUUAGGAAGUGCCAUAGGCUAUAAUUCAUCCAAUGAUAAAAAAGACUAGCUCUUUUCCACCUAGAGGGGGAAAGGGAAUAAUUCUAAACAGAAAGCACAAGCUAAUGCCACAGCGAUGCCAAGGAAUGGUUUCACAGACCUAUCUCUCUCUCUCUCUCCAUUGAAAACAAUUUGUUUUAUUCUUUACCAAUUUACGUUUGAAUUAUCCAGGAAGAAACAAUCCAACAUUGUAUAUAAAAUAACUUACAUUGAGUUAUUUGUCAAUUUGGGUAAAUAUUCUUUUUACUUAUCAUUGUUGGGGAAGGAAAUCUUGUAACGGUGUUAAUCCGCUACGGAUCUGCUCCACUGUUCUCAAAAUUCGAUGUCUUCUACGAAGAAAUCAAUGUAUGGGGAU
This is a messenger RNA of Phytomonas sp. Hart1, 2233 nucleotides long. NCBI's taxonomy places the organism in Eukaryota, Euglenozoa, Kinetoplastea, Trypanosomatida, Trypanosomatidae. The record is from the annotation of a GenBank genome assembly.